AUGUCCGAAGUUCAAAGCCGAUCGUCUGCGCGCGGCAGAGUAUCCUCCCGCGGUGGCCGUGGUGGCUUCAGCUCCAGAGGUGGUCGUGGUGGAAACAGCAGAUCUGCGAAUGCCGACAACUCAGAUGCUCCCUCAUUCGAGGAGGGCGAGAUUGGGCAAAUGAGAAAGAAGUACUCCGACACUCUACCUACUCUCAAGGAGUUGUUCCCAGACUGGAAGGACGAGGACCUCAUUUUCGCUCUCGAAGACUCGAAUGGCGAACUCGAGGAUGCAAUUGUGCGCAUUACCGAAGGCAACGUGUCUCAGUGGGGUGAGGUCAAGAAGGCCACAGACCGAACUCGAUCCAAGCCUAAGGACGCCCAGCCCACUCAGACCGAGCCUACUUCAGCUUCCGCUCGAGGCGGACGUGGUCGCGGUGGAUUCGAAAGCCGUGGACGUGCCCGUGGAGAUCGGGGUCGUGGCGGUCGUGGUGGUCGCGCAGGUGCCCAGACUGCAAAUGGAACUCGCACAACUACCACCGCUACAGAGCCCGCAGCAACUGUCCCGUCGACGGAGCCCGUGGCUCCAAAGGUGGGAGAAGAGGAACAACCUACAGCUGGUGAGACCACACAGUCGGCCGAGGCGAAACCCAUUCCUGUGCCUGCGCCCGCCGCCGAAAAGCCCGCCGAGCCCCUCGCCGAGCAAAAGGCUCCCGAAUCCGCUCCCGUCCCUGUCCCCGUCCCUGCCGCCACCCAGAAGACCCCCGUUGCGAAGCCUGCGGCACCCGCUAUCCCUGCCAUCCCCAUUGCCGCCCCGAAGGUGCCCACCGACGACUUGACCGAAACAAACCUCGAACAAAUCCCCGAUGUAUCUGCCCCUGCCCCUACCGCGACUGCUGCCAGCACAGUUGGCAGCGCUCUCGACCCGUCUUUGGCUGCAAACGUUACGCCCUCUCGCGCUCCUCAAUCUGGUCUUCCCGGUAGUACAUUGAAGCAUGGUCGUACUCCUGGCUUCCAGCGCCGUGUUAUGGAGCAGCAACAGGCUGUGGUUAUGCCCGGUAACCAUGCUGUGGACCGUGCCGCUGUUCAGUUCGGCAGCAUGGGCCUGAAUGGUGAUGCCGUGGAUAUUGACGAGAACCGCGAGGAGGCCGAGACCCGUGCUCAACCUCCUCAACACUCGCCUGUCGCUCCUCGGGCUUCUUUGCCUCCUUCAAACCAGGGAGCUGGUGAGACAACUGGCGCCGCUCGCCCCGCACCUGGCCUUCCUCCUGUUCCUCAAGCCUCUGCCGCCGAGUCUUUCGGCGACUUCUCGCGCUUCCCGGAUCCCUUCAGCCAGCCCCAGCAACAGAUCCAAGAGCCUUUUGCUAACCAGGCUCCUGCUCAACCUGCUGCCACCACUGGCGCCGAUUACUCUUCCUUUUACGCCUCCGACCAGCGGUUCCCUUACUACAACAACUAUGGCAACUAUGGUCAAACUCAGGAUGCCGGUGCCCGGGCGGGUGCUGGUGCUGGUGCUGGAUUCGGUUUCCCACUACUCAACCCCCCCGGCCGCUACGGCCCCGUUGAUGCGACCAACAGUGGCCACAACACCCCUAACCCGACUCUGCCUGCCACCACCCAGACUCCUCAGCAGAUGCCAGGCCAGGCCGCACAUGGCUAUGGCUACAACUACCCCUACUACCAAAACAACCCUCAUUACGCUUCGUACAUGAACCAGAUGAACCAGCAGCACCAGUACGGCCGCAACCGCCCAAUGUAUGAUGACGCCCGCCGCUACGAGGAGCAGCAGCAGCAGCAGCAACAACAGCAGCAGCAACAGCAGCACUACGGUAUGCCGCACAACAACCAGUAUGGUUACGGCAGCCAGCAGUAUGGCCCCUAUGGUGGCAAGGGUGGCAUGUAUGGACAGCCCCACGCCUUCUCCUACGACCAUUCCUCCCCUGCAAACGCUGGUUCCUUCAACCAGGGCAUGCCUGCUCGUGACUCUGUCUAUGGCCGCACCGGCUCGGCCCAACCCUCCGACACCCAGCAAUCUGCCACCGGCUCCAACGCUUUCGGCUCCGGGAUGUCUGAUGUCUUCGCGCAGCCCCAGGCCGGAUUUGGCCGCACCGCUCCUGUCGCCCAGCAGCCCCCUGUGAGCACUGAGGAGACCAAGGGCUUCGAUGCCUCCAAGACUGGUGGGCCCAGCCCGUCUCUUGCCCAGGCAAACCGCCCCGGAUCCGCUACCAACAGCGCCCCUGGUCAGCCCCAGGCUCAGACCGGUCUUCCCCCGCUGCAGGGACAGCAGGGACAGCAGGCGUUCGGCAACUACCCUAACCUGAACCCCCAGUAUGGUGGACUUGGUGGCCUUGGUGGUCACCAGGGUGCGGCUUCCCAGACUCACCAAGCUUCCGGCUACGGCAACUAUGGCGCAGGUUUCAGUAACUACUACGGAAACAGCAACCGCGGUGGCUGGGGUGGUAACUAUGGCCACUAA
Molecule: messenger RNA, 2454 nt
Organism: Penicillium manginii
Lineage: Eukaryota; Fungi; Ascomycota; Eurotiomycetes; Eurotiales; Aspergillaceae
Product: putative RNAPII degradation factor Def1
Exons: 4
Coding region: 1-2454 (817 amino acids)
Cellular component (GO): cytoplasm; nucleus
Molecular function (GO): ubiquitin binding
Source: RefSeq, a predicted model, not a curated record